UCCUGGAUGAAAACAAUCAGAACAUCACAAUCUGUGUACCUGAAUUUAGCCAAGGCCUGCACAGAGAUGAAAACCUGGUUACUGGCCUGGGUACUACCAUUUUGUUUGGCUGCAUUUUAUAUUCUUGUUUGACCUCAACAACACGUGCAAGCUCAGAGGCACUGAGGGGAAUAUAUGCAGCACCUGAAACUGAAGUAGCUCGUUGCUGCUUUUGCUGCAUGCCUGACGGAGACGCUGAUGCUGAAGAUCAUGUUGAAAAAAGGGGAGGCCAGACCGUGAUUUACGAUGAGAAGAAAGGCACAGUGUACAGUUAUGCCUACUUCCACUUUGUUUUCUUCUUGGCUUCACUCUACGUGAUGAUGACAGUAACUCAUUGGUUCCAUUAUGAAAGUGCUCAGAUUGAAAAGUUCUUCACUGGAACCUGGUCCAUCUUCUGGAUUAAGAUGGCCUCCUGUUGGUUUUGUGUCUGUCUGUACUUAUGGACUCUUAUUGCUCCACUCUGUUGCCCAACCAGAGAUUUCUCUGUGUGAACGCUCAGAAGGCCCUUCUGUG
Messenger RNA from Tauraco erythrolophus (red-crested turaco), 552 nucleotides. The record is from RefSeq and is a predicted model, not a curated record. NCBI's taxonomy places the organism in Eukaryota, Metazoa, Chordata, Aves, Musophagiformes, Musophagidae.